CCGACACCACCCGGAGCACGGUUCCACACGCCGCCAGCCCGUCUUUGCCGCCAUGCCCAAGAAUAAAGGAAAAGGAGGUAAAAACAGACGUAGAGGAAAGAAUGAGAAUGAGUCUGAAAAGCGAGAGCUGGUGUUCAAAGAGGAUGGGCAAGAAUAUGCUCAGGUAAUCAAAAUGUUGGGAAAUGGACGAUUAGAAGCAAUGUGUUUCGAUGGUGUGAAGAGACUAUGCCAUAUCAGAGGCAAAUUGAGAAAAAAGGUUUGGAUAAAUACCUCAGACAUCAUAUUGGUGGGCCUCCGAGAUUACCAGGAUAACAAAGCCGAUGUCAUUUUAAAAUACAAUGCAGAUGAAGCUAGAAGUCUCAAGGCAUAUGGCGAGCUUCCAGAGCAUGCUAAAAUCAAUGAAACUGAUACAUUUGGUCUUGGAGAUGAUGAUGAAAUUCAGUUUGAUGACAUUGGGGAUGAUGAUGAUGAAGACAUCGAUGAUAUCUAAAAUAAACUCAACAUUUUACAUUCCAGUCCUUCUGAAGAUUGCCCUGCAAGUUUGGAAUCUGGUCAUAGACUUCAAGGAAAAGUUUUCACUGUAUUGAUUGUAAUUUGUUGAGACAGACUCGAUUCAAUACUAAGGUCGCUUUUUUCAAAGCUGAAAAUAUCUUAAAUGAUAUGUUAAGCCCACUUUGAUCAUUUGAUGUAACUGAACUCA
Molecule: messenger RNA, 700 nt
Organism: Microtus ochrogaster (prairie vole)
Lineage: Eukaryota; Metazoa; Chordata; Mammalia; Rodentia; Cricetidae
Product: eukaryotic translation initiation factor 1A, X-chromosomal-like
Biological process (GO): translational initiation
Molecular function (GO): RNA binding; translation initiation factor activity
Source: RefSeq, a predicted model, not a curated record